GGAAUCCAUAUUUCUUGCCCAUGCUAAAAAGUAGAAAGUAAACUAUAAUGCAAACCAGUCAUGUUCCAUUUAUUUCAUUAACCUUUUGUUAAAUAAAGCCAAACUUGAGAACCUUCUUCAAAUAUAUAUCAAACUUAUUUCCUUUUAUUCCAUUUUUUUUAUUAGCUUGCUAAUCAUACAAGUUCAGCAUCUCAAUCAACCAAGAAAUAAGGAGUGUGACUUCACAAGACUCAAAUUGAAAAUCUUGUCACCGCUUUCUUCAACUCAUUAACCAACCGACUUUGUCACAAAUUAAUUUCAUAUAGUUUCAAAAAUCAACACAUAACACAACAUUUCAAUUACCAUAUUAAUGUUUAGCUUAUAAGAGAUUUAUUUUGCAUCCACAACACAACACAACACUGCAAUUACCAUAUUUAUUAAUCAACCUGAAAGCAUGUUCAAGUCAUGGAGCAAGAAAAACAAGAUCAAAGCUGUAUUCAAAUUGGAAUUUCAAGCAACUCAGGUUCCAAAGAUGAAAAAGAAUGCAUUGAUGGUAUCUUUGGUGCCAGAUGAUGUUGGGAAACCAACAGUGAAACUAGAGAAAACUGCUGUUCAAGAUGGGACUUGUUUAUGGGAGAAUCCAAUUUUUGAAUCUGUUAAACUUGUUAGGGAUUCAAAAUCAGGAAUUCUACAUGAGAAAAUCUACCAUUUCAUUGUUGCAACUGGUUCUUCAAAAUCUGGCUACUUGGGAGAAGCCUCAAUUGAUUUUGCUGAUUUUUUAACAGAAACUGAGCCAAUUACUGUUUCUCUGCCCUUGAAAUUUGCAAAUUCGGGCGUAGUUUUACAUGUAACUAUUCAGAAUGUGGAAGGAUAUACUGCAGAAAGAAAUGGGGAAGAUAAUGGAGCUGUGGAGAUUUAUAAUGAUGGAAGCUUGAAACACCAAUUGAGCUAUGGCAGUACAGAUGAAAGCUACAAUCUUGAUGAAAAUAGCAACUUGGCCAAGAGUAGAUCCGAUGCAUCAAAUGGCAUCAGUCCUGGGGUAGCUUCAUGGGACGACCCUUAUAGCUUCAGACAGAACUCAAUGCCACCAAGAGGAACAGUUGAGGCCAAUGCAACACAAAAUCAAGUGCAUAAGAGGUCAAAUACAGGCUGGUCAAUGGGUUCAGCAUCAGAUGGAAGUUUAGGGGAUUGGACAAAUGGAACAGAAGACAAUUUUCCGAGAGAAAGAUUACAAGAGCCUUCAGGCAAUGGCAAUGCUACUGAAAAUCUCAAAAGUGAAAUUGCUUCUCUGAAGAGGCAGGCAGAACUGUCCGAACUAGAGUUGCAAGCACUUCGGAAACAGGUAGAAAAAGAAAGCAGUCGGGGACAGAAUUUAUCAAGACAAAUCAACGGUCUCAGAGACGAGAGAGAUUCAUUCAAAACAAAAUAUGAGCAACUCAAGUCCCAACAGAACUUCAAUAAUAAUAAUAACGAGACCAAGACCUCUAAAAACUUGAAGUCUGAUAUUGAUAAUACUAGGCUUCAGUUAGAUGCAAUAAAAGAAGAGCUUGUUUAUGAAAAAGAAAUGAGUGGAAAUCUUCAAUUGCAACUGCAGAAAACACAGAACUCAAAUUCUGAACUUCUUUUGGCUGUCACAGACCUUGAAGCAAUGCUAGAACAAAAGAAUAAGGAAAUAUUGGAUCUAUCUUCCAAUGUGAAAUCUCGAAAGAUUACUAAAGAGCGUGAUAAUGACACAGAAUUAAAUGAUUUGCGGCAGAAGAUCGCAGACCAGAAUAGUGAAAUAGAGAAUUGUUAUAAGCAACGCGAGGAGCUAAGCGAGCUUAUAAAAGAGCUCACAUUGGAGUAUGAUCUUCUUAAGAAUGAAAAUGUGGAUAUCUCUCUGAGAUUAAAGCAAGAUGAAGCGCAACACAUCAUGUUACAAAAUGAACACUCGGCUUCUUUAGUUACAAUACAACAACUUGAAUCCCAAGUGAGAAGACUAGAAGAAAAGAUAGAGAUGCAGGAAGAUGAAUUUUCAUCGUCUUUGGUCUCCAUCAAGGAACUUGAAAAUCAAGUUAAGUCUUUGGAGAAAGAACUGAGAAUACAGGCAGAUAAAUUUGAAGAUGAACUCCAGGCUAUGCAAAGUGAAAAAACCGAGCAGGAGGAACGGGCCACUCAAGCAGAAGAGUCCCUGAGAAAGACGAGACACAAUAAUGCUAUCGCAUCUGAGCAGCUUCAGGAGGAAUAUAAAUUGCUUUCUGUUGAAAUGUCAUGCAAAGUUGAAGAGAAUGAAAAGAUGAUAACGAAAGCAAUCGAAGAAGCUGAUGAAUUGCGGAACCACAACAAGCUUAUGGAAGAAAUGCUCCAGAAAUGCAAUCAAGAGCUCAGGCAGAUUUCAGAUCAACAUGAAUUGAAAGUGGAAGAGCUCUUGAAACAAAUAAGUACAAAAGAAAAAACAAUGGAACAGAUGUCGCAAGAGCUAGAUGCUAAAACGAAAGAACUUGAGGAAGCACAAAGGCACAGGGAUGAAAAGGAUGCUGCAUUUUCAAAGAAAAUUCAAAUGCUUGAGAUCCAGCACAAUGAAAUGAAACACAGUUUGCAGAAAGAACAAGUGGACAAAGAAAAUAUGAAGGAACAUAUAUCUCAAUUAGAAGGAGAGUUUAAGAAGAAAGAAGCAGAAUUAAAUGCUAUGGAAAAGAAGCUCAAGAAUAACAGAGGACGAGGUGCAGCCAUGACCUCAAGAGACAAUGAGGCUGCUAAGGCAAAUGCAAAGAAAUCAAAAUCAGAAAUGCAUAAGGGAAUGGAUGCUGCAAGCACUGGUAUUAGCAAGUCUGAAGGAAGUGAUGCUGAACGCCUUACAAAGGAGUUAUUGAAUGAAGUGGCAGUCCUAAAGGAAAGGAACACAAAUAUGGAAACUGAACUGAAAGAAAUGGAAGAAAGAUAUUCAGAGAUUAGUCUGAAAUUUGCAGAGGUAGAGGGAGAAAGACAACAGCUUGUUAUGGCUGUACGUAAUCUCAAGAAUGGAAAGAAGAACUAGAACUCUUUGCAGGUGUUGUGUUUCAUACCAAACAUAUACAGGGGUUACAAAGGAAUCAAGAUAUCAUGAUUACUACCAGGAUGGUGUAACCAAAUUUAACCAGUACUUUUUGCACUUCUGCUGUGACCUAUUUAUCCUGUACAUCAACUAACAUUUUUACUUAAACAUCGUCUGAAAUUUGCUGCGCUGCCUGCACGGUCCAAUUUUUCGGUCCGUACGGUACAUGGUCAAGGUAACCAGGGGUAUGAUGUUGUAGCCUCAUAUGGGCCACUUGUAGUCAAAUGUUUAUCAUCUGUUUGACAUUUUUGGUUUGCAGUGUAACAUAUAAAUGAGACCUAUGAUGCUUUGAUUGAGAAUUUGGACAGAAUAAAGAGAAAUAAAACAGACUAUGUAGUCUGGAAAUACACAAGCAAUGAAGCAACUGUCAACUUAACUUACCUCUGUAUACUAUUUUUUUUCCGGAAAGAAGCCAAUUUUAGUA
Molecule: messenger RNA, 3476 nt
Organism: Medicago truncatula (barrel medic)
Lineage: Eukaryota; Viridiplantae; Streptophyta; Magnoliopsida; Fabales; Fabaceae
Product: paramyosin
Exons: 8
Coding region: 434-2995 (853 amino acids)
Source: RefSeq, a predicted model, not a curated record